CCCGCCCCCCAGGCCGCCAUGGCGCUCCGGCUGCUCCUGGCCCGGGCCCUGCGCUUCUUCCCUCGCUGCCGCUUCCCCCGCGUUCCCCGCCCCGAUCCCGGGCCCCGGCUCGACCCCCGGCCCGCCCCGCCGCCCAGCCCGUGGCGCCCGUGGCUGUGGUGGCUGCCGGCCGCUCGCCGCCUCCUGGUGCGCGGGCCGGCCCCGGGGCGGCGGGGCGGCGGGGCCUGCCUGGCGCUGGGGCUGGCGCUGGGGCUGCUGGAGCCGCGCCUGGAGGAGCAGCGCCGGGCACAGGCCGCCUGUCGGCACAUCCAGACGGUGUUUGUUGGAAAGAACAAGCCUCAGAAGGAUCCCCUGAGCUCCUGUCGUUGGCAGGGCUUCAAGCUGGAGGAGUAUCUCAUCGGCCAGCCCAUCGGGAAGGGCUGCAGCGCUGCUGUCUACGAAGCAGCGAUUCCUCCCUCUCCAGCCCGGGGGCAGGUGGAAAGCAGCGCGGGGGAGGAGCCAGCCCUGCAGCCGCCUGGUGGCUCGGCCCGAGAGAAUCACCAGCCCAAAGCAGCUUUUCCAUUAGCUAUCAAAAUGAUGUGGAACAUUUCGGCUGGUUCCUCAAGUGAAGCCAUCCUGGAUGCCAUGGGCCGGGAGCUGGUUCCAGCCACGCGAGUUGCUUUAUCCGGAGAGUACGGAGCCAUCCCUGCCUGCAGAAAACCUGUCCUUGGGAGGAAGAAGUUGCAACCUCACCCGAAUAUAAUCCAGGUGAUCAGAGCCUUCACAUCCUCUGUCCCUUUGCUGCCUGGAGCCUUCACAGAGUAUCCAGAUGUUCUUCCACUAAACCUGAACCCCAGGGGGAUCGGCCACAGCCGCACGCUCUUCUUGGUGAUGAAGAAUUACCCCUGCACCCUGCGCCAGUACCUGAGGGGGAGCAGCCCAGACCUUCGUCUCUCCACGAUGAUGAUUUUGCAGCUGUUGGAAGGAGUGGAUCAUCUUGUCCGACAUGGAAUAGCCCACAGAGACCUCAAGUCUGACAACAUCCUGGUUGAAUUGGAUUCUGCUGGCUGCCCCUGGCUGGUGAUCACUGACUUCGGGUGCUGUUUGGCAGAUGAGAACCUCAGGUUGCCCUUCCCCAGCAUCUACGUGGAUCGGGGCGGCAACGGCUGCCUCAUGGCACCCGAGGUGAUCACAGCCUCCCCUGGCCCGGGCAGGGUGAUCAACUACAGCAAAGCUGAUGCCUGGGCUGUGGGAGCGAUUGCCUACGAAAUCCUUGGCCUGGCCAAUCCUUUCUAUGGCCAUGGGGACUCCAGUCUGGAAAGCAGAAGUUACUCUGAAGACCAGCUGCCCAGCCUGCCCCACCACGUGCCCCUGGAGGUGAAGCAAGUGAUAAAGAUGCUGCUUCAGAGGGAUCCCAACAAGAGGUUGUCUGCUCGAGUUGCUGCCAACGUGCUUCACCUCAGCCUCUGGGGCGAGGGGGUUCUGGCAUCCAGGGCCUUGCAACCCGACCAGAUGGUUGCCUGGCUCCUCUGCCAGUCUGCAGCUGCUUUGCUCAUGGAUGGACUGGUGGAUAAAAGCCGGGUAGAAACCAAAAUGAAGAUGUGCUUUUUGGCAAACCUGGAGUAUGAAGACCUGUGGGCAGCAAUGUCGCUGUUGCUGGCCUGGAGAAGCCGGGCUGAGUGAAGAGAAGCACCUGGCUCUGGAUUGUGCAACAGAUAAAUGCAUUUUCUAAAGGCACGUAGGAAUCUGUCUUUUCUGUAGUGCUUUAGGGAACAAAACUGCAGGCCCGUGUUGAAGGGGUUGAGUUUCUCUCUAGCAAGUGUUAGCACACCCUGCUUUUCUCCCCCCUCCUAGAGGAAAUGCCCUCGUUUCGUUACCCUUUUGGUUGAGGGUUGUUGUGGACCUUGCAGGUGUCCUGAGGUAGGUGGUUGGUUGAUUCCCAUUGGGGAGUUCAUUAUUGACUUUGAAGUUGUGUGUUGAGUGAAGCCAGUUCCUGUUCAGAAGGGGAGGAGGCACUGUCUAGCUGCUUUUCACAUGGCAGCAUCACAGAGUGAAACAACACACUGAGAAAGCUGAGCUGACCAAGGGACGUUCAGUCUUUCUUGGGGAGACUGGUGGGGGUCUUCAGCUGAUAGGAAGGUGGGAGCCACAUCUUGCUAUCAAAUUAAAAGCCUAAAAGCCUCUUAGUGAGGUGCUGACUGCUAAGGUGGGUGUCAGGAGCUGCUCUCUUCUUCCAGUAAUGCACCACUACAUACCUAGUUAGCUGUAUGCAAAAGCAGCCAACCCCAAACCCACUUACGUUUGUUUCUUGGCUGUUGUAUUUGUGCAGUGAGUGCUGCAGGGUCCAAGGCUGAGUCAGGCUGUGUCCAGGGAGGGGUAACACUGCAAAGAAAAGGGGGCUGAGCAGCAGUGCCUGCUCUUCUCUUUUUACCUGCCUGUGUUUUCUGUUGAACAAUGAGGUCAUAUCCUUUGGUCAGGACAGGAGACGUCAGUGUUAGAGCAAUAAUAGUCUCUUUUAUGAAAGCAUCAUUGGAUUUCAUGUCUGUAAUUGUGUUCAGAGGAACCUGGGGACAAUGUUACUUACACUCAUUGCACAAUAAAUUGACAAUGAAGCUCU
Molecule: messenger RNA, 2596 nt
Organism: Apus apus (common swift)
Lineage: Eukaryota; Metazoa; Chordata; Aves; Apodiformes; Apodidae
Gene: PINK1
Product: PTEN induced kinase 1
Exons: 8
Coding region: 19-1662 (547 amino acids)
Biological process (GO): autophagy of mitochondrion; positive regulation of mitochondrial fission; protein phosphorylation
Cellular component (GO): mitochondrion
Molecular function (GO): protein serine/threonine kinase activity; ATP binding
Source: RefSeq, a predicted model, not a curated record